Molecule: messenger RNA, 435 nt
Organism: Vanrija pseudolonga
Lineage: Eukaryota; Fungi; Basidiomycota; Tremellomycetes; Trichosporonales; Trichosporonaceae
Exons: 5
Coding region: 1-435 (144 amino acids)
Source: RefSeq, a predicted model, not a curated record
AUGUCCAGCUUCUCCCUCUUCGGUAUCGGCGGCAACAACCCCAAUGCAAAGGACAGCGCCGUCGUGAACGCCAAAACGGGCGAGACGGCGCCGGCCCUGCCACGCUGGGAGCGCAACAACAGUUUCUGGGACUAUGCUGCGCCGAAGCGGAUCGUACAGGAGACGGGCACGCAGUACGGCCGCAUCUGCCCUCAGUGUGGCGAACCGUCCGUCGUCGGGGCACACGAGAUGCGCGUCUUCUCCCUCCUUUACGUCAUCCCGAUCAUGCCUAUGGGCUCGCGCAACAUCUGGGGCUGCGGCCGCUGUGGCUGGCGCCAGGAGCGCGGAAAGGGCGCCGACCCCGCCAAGCAGGACGUGCCGGACGGCGUGGCGCCUGUGCUCCUCGAGGCCAGUGUGGCGAAGCGCGCUGCAGAGGUCAUCGCGGGCAAGGAUUAG